AUGCAUUCUGUCUAUUGGCCACCAAGUCCUUGGCUGCGAGAUCUCUCUAACCGCCCAGGGGUCAACGACGAAACAGAUAAGCGCCGGGGACUAAGAAGACGGGAUAUGCUCGUCAUUGUCAGUGGUUUAUUUUUGGAACAAGACUCCUCAACGACGACGAUUUCUCCAAAGGCGGGACAACGGGGUGAGCGGGUUGCGCUGGCACAUUUUGGUAAGACGCAGCAGUGUCGCAGGCCUCCCAGAAGCGCGGGGGUUAUAUGGGUUAUAUCGGUUCGCUUCACCGCAAAGCUCGCUAGGCCGGUGCUGGUUCAAAUAGUUAGUGGCUUGGAACGGGUGGCCGGCCCUGGUCACAGGAAAGCCCUUUUGGAGUGCGGCAACAUCCGUCAGCCGACGGAAUACACCGAGGGCGAGGGCCGCUCGACGAGGAUAGGGAACUUUUGUCAUCGUUACAAGCACCAAGGCCGCCACCCCCCUCGCAAAUGGCGCAUCCCCCCCUCAACGGCGAACACAACUUGCUCUUUCUUUGUCGGGCGGCAGUCUUGGAACCGAGGCGAGGACCGAACAAGUGUAACUUCAACCUGCGAGUGUUACUGGCGCAAGUCCACCACCAAAAAGUCGCUUACCGUGAAGACGCCUCGCGGCAGCACAACGGCAAACUCGCGAGCUUCCCGUCAAACCGGCAACAGACCAGCCGCUGGCAAACUCGCCCUUGACUCUUUUUUUCCUGACUCUCACGGUGCCGGAAGAAUCACCUGUUUUCGGAUGCUGGGUAGUAUCCAGACGAGGGACCCCUGCGAGGGCGUGUCCAAGAGCCUAGAGGGCGCGCCGACUCUGCGCAGUGGUGAUGCGCCACAAUGGAGGGGAGUGCGGGAGCGAGAGCCUGGUUGGGGCUGCACUGUCCACACCAUCCAGACGCAGACUUGGCUUUCCCUAGCCUCGUUUUUCGUCGGCACCCGAAGAUGGAGGCCGGCGAGAGUUCCUUCCAGUGGACGGGCAACCUUUGGCGCUGACACUGUAACUAUCGGCUUUGUUGCAGCGAGUGCUGUGCACACCACACCCAGACGCAACCAACAAGACUGCCCGACCCUUGGCCUUCGAGACAGCCGCCGACCGGAGCCAUCACUGGCCGACGACAUCCAAGGCCUGGACGCUUCGAGGGCCACCAGCCGCUCGAUGGCCGCGCCACAAUCCUCACCAUUCUCCGCCUUGGUAUACUUUGUGAUUCCACCUUGGCCGCUUCGCGCGUGGCCAUGUGGCAAACCCAUGGUUUCGUGUAUCAGCAUCAUGGGCCCCUCAUUUAUGCAGCCAUGCUGGGCGAGAGAAUUCCUAGACCACCCAUAG
Messenger RNA from Cordyceps militaris CM01, 1341 nucleotides. RefSeq lists its product as uncharacterized. The transcript is spliced from 5 exons. NCBI's taxonomy places the organism in Eukaryota, Fungi, Ascomycota, Sordariomycetes, Hypocreales, Cordycipitaceae. Bases 1 to 1341 code for a protein of 446 amino acids. The record is from RefSeq and is a predicted model, not a curated record.